AUGGAGAAAGAGAGUAAAGCCUCGACCUUGAAGUCGGAUCAGAAGGUUAUUGUUCUCCGUUCGGUAGCUCAGUACUUGGAGCGAUGUGGGUUUUCUAAAUGCUUCAAGAAACUGCUCUCCGAAGCUGAAAUCGAGAAGAAGGAAUUGGAUAGUAGCUUACCGGAUCUUGAUGAAGUUUUCUGCCAGUUUUUUCACAAGAGCUAUGUUGAAGCUGUGGAGGUUAAAGAAUCUGGUGAUGAUAAUGAGGAUGGGAAGAAGAAAGCAGCAAGUGUAGAUGAGAAUGGAUCUGAUGAUCACGAAAAGGACGAGAAGGCUAAGAAGGAGAAGAAGAAGAAGAAAAAGAAGGAACCAGAGAGACGGACUGAAAGAGAAAAAGAAGAAGAAGAAAACAAAACCAAGUCAAAGUCUAGGCCUAGCGAGGCUGAUGAGGAUGAUAAGGAGAAAUCCUCCAAGAAAAGGAAAAGAUCAGAGCCUGAAGAGACAAAAGAACAGACUGAGGAGGAGGAUGAUGAGGAAUCAAAACGUAGGAAGAAGGAUGAGAGUGUAGUAGAUGAAACACCUGUUAAGAAGCAGGCUGCUGAUGUUCAGGAAAACGGUAACGUUGAGAAGAGCGAAAAGAAAUCAGGAAAAGGGCUUUCUAACUCAAAAGUGCCGAAGAAACCGUUUCAGAGAGUGAACGUUGAAGAGAUUGUCUUCACUGACGAGAGGCUUAAAGACAACUCUUAUUGGGCAAAGGAUGGUGCUGAUUCGGGUUAUGGUGCUAAAGCUCAAGAGGUUCUAGGACAAGUCAGAGGAAGGGGUUUCCGACAUGAGAAGACGAAGAAGAAACGAGGAAGCUACAGAGGAGGAGAGAUCGAUGUUCGGUCACAUUCAGUUAAGUUUGAGUACUCAGACGAUGAAUGAUGAUCAUUGACAAGCAACACACUGGUCUUUUAUCUUUGUUUCCUUUGCUUCAUUUUUAAAAAUUAUCAGUUUUGCUUUGCUUAUUUCAAAAUGUAAAACUAUUCGGAUCUAAUUAACCCCGAAACAGGGCUCAAGUUUUGUCUGUGUUGAUUGUCUCAUUUGAAACUUGUAAGAACAUGAAUCUGUUUCAGUUUCUUGUCACUGCACUUUGAGAGAGAGCAGCUAACUUGCUUCA
Messenger RNA from Brassica oleracea var. oleracea, 1138 nucleotides. Its product is annotated as nucleolar and coiled-body phosphoprotein 1. The transcript has 7 exons. The coding region runs from base 1 to 903 and encodes 300 amino acids. Gene Ontology annotation, molecular function: protein binding. The record is from RefSeq and is a predicted model, not a curated record. NCBI's taxonomy places the organism in Eukaryota, Viridiplantae, Streptophyta, Magnoliopsida, Brassicales, Brassicaceae.